AAGUGGUGGUAUGGUAUAAGGUGACAAUGCUUUAAAAUGAUAAGAAUAGCUGCUCUGAAUGAUAGCAGCAGUGGAUUUGAUGAUGACGAUGCCAGGAGUAAAGCAGUCGGAACAAGGGAGGCUGAGGAAUCAGAAGCUUACACUUUGUACAACAAAGCCCUGGGACUUCAAAGACAAGAUAUACAGAAAGCAGAGGAGGCAUUUGAGCAACUUCUAAGUCAUGGUUUCAUCAGAGAGGCAGCCAAACUCAUUGAGACGGAGACUGUGGGGAUCACACACCCUGGACUUCAGCUUCUGUACUCCAUCUACAAAAAUCUGGCUGCCAUGUCCCUCCAGAAGGGGGACCAUGAGGAGGCAAUGGAGUGGUACAUAGAGGCAGUCAAAGUUGAUGAAUCAGAAACAACUGUCUGGUACAAGAUAGGAACAAUAGCCCUGAAACUUCAUAAUUAUCAACUUGCCAGGCUAGGAUUUGAACAGGGUCUACAGUGUAAUCCAAACCACUGGCCAUGCCUGGACAAUAUCAUCACAGUUCUUUAUACCAUUAAUGAUUACUGGUAUUGCCUGUACUACAUAUCCAAGGCUUUGAAGAAAGACUAUUUGUACCCCAAGGGAAUUGUUUUCAGGAAUCAAAUUCAUAAGGAACAACCAUCCCUGAAAGAGGCUACACAAGAAAUGUUUAAAGAAUGCAAUUCACUGAUUGAUACAGAGAAAGUGGAUCAAGAGGAAAUAGAUGAGUAUGUGAAUGAGGCAUUGAAGAUGAGACAGAAAAGAAGAGAAUUGGCCAGAACUCCCCCAAUGAAGCCCAACAAACUGCCAGUUCCUGUUAAAUCGUAUACAUGGUUGUCCUUGGGUGAAAGCUUGAUUGCUUUAUAUGACAACAUUAAGAAAGCCACCCCACCAAAGAGUUUGAGUAUCAGAGUUGACUUGAGUGACUAUGCAGUAGAUAGAAACAAAAGUCAUGAAACCAAAAAGGAAGAAGUGCCAAGUCAACCUGCAAGUUCCACAAUUUCAUCAGAAUUGCCUCCAGCUGUGGAAAAAAUGGAUGUCUCAAAACCUGAGGAAAUGGAGGUUGAUCACACUGCUGUGACAGAAACGUUGACAAACGUUAUCUCUACUGAUAGUGUUUCUGACACUGUUGUCAAUUCUACUGCUGUGACUGCCAGCAGUGAAACUGCUCUAGUUCCAGCACUGCCCACUAGUGACAACAUCGUUGUUACCAGUACUGACACUACAACUGCUGCUCCAGAAAGUGUAAUCCUUGUGACCUCUGCCACUCUGACCUCUGAACCAGAGAAUGUAACUGUAACUGUGACCUCUGAACCUUCAGCUCUGGAGGUGUCAAAUUCAUUCCCAACUUUGUCUGCUAUUCCCAUUUCAGUGACCUCUGCAUUGCAAGAUAACCCUGGGUCAGAAAAUAGUGACACAGAGAGCAAGGUCAAAGGGCAAAAGAGGAAGAAGUCAUCAAAUUUUGAUAACCCGUACUACGAAAAACGACGAUCAGCCAGGGUGAGAAACACUUUCACACGGAGAGAGGAGGAGCGAGUGAACUUCCGAGAGAUCCUGGAGACAUUCAUACCUCCCAGUCUCAGGUCUGGGGUUGAUGAAGAGGAAAUGGAGACCUUGGAUGUUGUUUCUGACAAUGAGGGAUCUGUUUUUACUAAACCCAAUAAAACUGAAACUGGAACAGUAUCAAAGGCAAAAUUGUUAUCAGAUACAGAGGAAAAUGAUGUCAGAGAAUUCCUUGAGAGAGAACAGAAAAAUGGUGGCCUACUUAUGUUGAUGUUACAUUUCCUGGAGUCCCUUUGUGACAGGGCAGAGCUAGCCUGGCCCCCAGAGCUCGCCUCCAUCUAUGUAAGGGUAUAUACAAGAUGGAGGAGACAUAUAGACCUGCCUUGUUUGCUCAGUAAAAAUGAACCAGAGGAAGAUAUAAGAGUGUUUGGAAAGAUGUUGUUGUUGAAGCUGGAGUUUCAUUUUGAUCAGUGGUUAACAAAGCACCUCAGAAGUGGAGCCUCACCUAAAGGGAAAAGUCCUGGAUCAGGCCUUCCAUCAGAGAUGCCCAAGUUCUGGGAGGAUGACAUGGAUUAUAUAUUUGGGUUACAGGGGCAGUCAGAAGUCAUGGGACCUUUGUGGCUACAGCACUGUGUUAGAGCUUACUGGCUACAGGCUCGGUUGUGUCUACUUCAAGGAGAAAUUCAGUAUGCCUCAUGCAGUUUUCACAAGGCAAAAGAAUUUUUGAAAUGGAGAAUAGAGGAUGAGAAUGCCCAAGAGAUUCUCCUGAGGAACUGCCAAAGUGACAACUGGAUUUCAAUAGAAAGCAUUGAGCGACAUCAAGAUUCCUUGGAGAGAAGUCAGUCCAUGGAUGAAAUGCAGAAAUUGUUUGAAGCCAAAGAAUUUGAAAAAGUGGUUGAACUUUUGUUAAAGGCAGUUAACCAGCCAAGUCAGAAACCCAUGAGGAUUGACCCUGAAUCUGUUAUACCUCCAAGGAUUGAACAACUCUGCUUGCUACAUGACUGCCUUCAAAAAAUGGGAGAUAUGCAGAGGUCCAUACAUUGGGGAGAGGUAGCUUUUCAUGAGGCCUUCCAGGGAUACAAGAAGGCCACAACAAGCCCACAGAAGGAUGAAUGGUCAGCGGUGUUAAACCAGAUCUGGUCAUCACUUCUUAGAAAUCUGGAGAAGCCUGAAUGUUUGAAGGAGCUGAGUGGACCUCGUAAGAAUCGUUUGACCUAUGACCUGGUGUCUGUGAUUGACAUCAUGAUGUCGGUACCAGAGAAGGCCACUGAUAUGCCAAUAGGAAGUGUAUUACCUUGGAUGAUUCUGUACUCCAUCAUCCACUGUGAGGAAGAGAAAUUCUUUGCCCUACAUAAGGAGCAAGAAUCUACAGACUUGAGUACCCAGGAGAAUCUGCCCUCAUCGUUGAUGCUCCUCAAUGUCUCACAUGAAUAUCUAGGAAGCCAUUCAUGGUGCACAAAGUCAGAUGGGAAAUUGCUGAUAUUUUUCAUGGAUGUCUUGGAAAAGAAACUAAAGGACAAUUUUAAGUACACAGAUGAUCUCAGACAGAUGUAUGAACAGUGUGUUUACUGUCUUUAUGGUCAUCCAAAUAAGAAGGGCAAGGCCAAACACCUGGCUGACCACAAUGUCCCGCCCCUCACUCUCACCCUCCCUCAAGCCAUACAGCUGUUUGAAUAUUACAAGCCAAAGAAUUUGCCAGAGUUUGACAGUUUUAAGACCGACACUGUUUCUGCUGAGCUGGAGUCUCUCUUAAGAAGAAUUAUACAACUUAUACCGGAGGAAGAAAAACCAGCUAACAGACUGGAUAAAGUUCAGGACUAUAUUGAUGGCACAAGCAGUGUUGUUCCUACCCCUGUAAAAGGGCUAGAGUUCUCAACCAUAACAAAAGAAAUCUAUUACUUGCUGGCUGAUUAUUACUUCAAGAACAAUGAACAUCCGAAAGCCAUCAAAUUUUACAUGUAUGAUAUAUGUGUUUGUCCAUUACGACUGGACUCCUGGGCGGGUUUGGCCCUAGCUAGGAUGUAUCAGCUGGAACAGAAACUCAACUCGACUGAUCUGAAACUAGACGUGUCACUGAGGAAGCGGUCUGGGGCAGCACUGAGGUGUUUUGACAGGGCGGUAGAUAUAGAGGAUGCUUAUGGCAAACUAUGGAUGGAGUAUGGAUCUUUGUCCUACCAAUUACAUGCUCACUCCUCCAGGCAACUCAGCUUUCAUCAGGAAAAGAAACAUGAAUGUGAUGUGGAUUUUCUUCCACCAGAGUUACAGCAGUCAGCAUCCAGCUUUAAGCUUGAGAUGUUGGACAAGGCGUUCAUGUGUUAUAAGAGUGCCUCCCAGUGUGUAGACGAGGAGAGCGAGGAAUGGCUGACUGAUUACAUGAUGGGGAAGUGUUUGGAGAAGAUGCACAAGUCUCCCAUGGAAUAUCUGAAUUAUUAUAGACAGGCUGCUGCUGCUCUACAUGAAGAGAAUGCUACUUACCCCAAAAAGAUUGCCUAUGCUUACACAGCCCAUACCUCCCCCAGGCUAGCAGUAGAGGCUUUGGAGAUGUUCUACCGCCUUCACGUGUCUAUCCUGAAACUACUGCUCAAAGGCUCCAACACUGAGGAUUACCACACCUACGCUGAAUAUAUAGAGGAAGCAGCUAAUUCUCCGUUUGCCAGAGGAUGUGAGAAAAAAGAUGAGGAGUCUGGAAAUGUAUCUAUGGAUUAUGAUGAUACAAAGACUGACAAAACCACCACGAACCAACAAGACCACACAUACUCCAAAUCCAAGGAUCCCACAAACAUGAUGGACAAUGUUGAUGAAAAUCAGGUGAACAUCGAUUCUGCGGACAGUAUGGAUGAAAAGCUGGAAGACUCUGCAAAUAACAGUAGAGACAGCAGCGAGUAUUUCCCCAGUGCAGAGCCCUCUGAAUCUUCUCAGGAUGUUGGGGGUAACAUGGAAACCGAAGAUAGUAUGCUGACAUUUUCUGGGGCUUCCUUUAAACACCAGCAACCUUCUGAGCUACCAAAAACAAUUGAAUUGUCAGCCGAGGUGCUGGAUUCUUGCGGGAAAAUCCCAGAUUCUGAAGAAAGUGCAGCUUCAAAAAGUGACAGUACAGAACUGUUAUCUAAACAGAGGUCAUUAGGUUUUAUCCCUUCUGGGAUGGUUGAGGAACCAAAGUCCAACUCAGAAUUAAGUUUGACAGAAGAUUCAUCCCUGUCCAAAACUGGAAUGGACAUCAUUGAAAUUUUUUCCUCACCAGAACCUAUUGAUCCGAAAAUACAGCCGAAGUUUUUCACGCCAGAUAAUCGGCAGUCCUCUGUAGAGUCUGAUGAUAAAAUGGAAAUCGUCACGUCAAGCACUGUACAAAAUGUAGAGGAGAAGCCUGAAAUGUGCAAUGAUGGUGCUUCCAUUCCUGACACAAAAGCAGCGGGAGAUGUUCAAUCCAUGGAGAGUCUGGAAAAGAAGGAGGAAAAAGUCAGUGAUAGCAUGAAGCAAACAGGGGAUAAUACAUUGGCAGUGAAAGAAACAGAUGAGAACAAGGGAAAAGAGUCAGAGUCAGCAAAUGAGGCAGAAAGAUCCAAAGAAUCUGAUAAAAUCUUACCAGACAAAACUACAAACAAACCUGAAUCUGAUAGUCCAAGCAUAAAGACAGAAGUACCCUCCAAAGGAACUCCACAGGAAGGUAAAAAAGAGACAAACUCGGAUAACCCUGCACAAACAGGAGGGGGUGACACUGAUACACAAAAACAUGCAGAAGAAAACAAAAAAGAAGAAUCCAGCAAAUCAGAGGAAACGGAGAAACCCAAACUGGAGGGAAUGGAGAAACCCAAACUGGAGGGGACUGCACUGCGUAAAGACCUGAUAGAGAAGUGUAUGGCAGCUUUACACCUGUGUUUGUCUAGGUUUCCUACCCACUACAAAUCUACUUAUAGACUGGCUUAUGUCUACUUCUACUCAACUUUUCACAAGAACCUGCAGUACGCUCGAGAUCUCUUGCUGGGGAAUCCCCAGUGGCAGUCUCUCAGCUAUAUGCCAGCACAGGGACUCUUCAGUGAGAGAAAAGUCACCAACUUUUUCCAGGGAACUUGGAGACUUCCUAUCAGUGAAGUAGAGAGGGCAGGAAGUUUUGCUACACACCUCAACAGGGCCGUGCUCCUCCUGCUAAAGGUUCUGUUGGAGCAGAAGGAUGUCCCCAUGUUGUACCAUCUCCAUCUGCAGCUAAACAGGACACCGGAUGCAGAAAAGAAAUACCUUCGUGAUGCCGAGCGGCUACAUUACUCAAAACUGGCUCUGGAUUAUUGCUUGACUGCCAUAAAGAACAGACUUCCAGAAAUACAAGAAUUACAGGACACUGAAAAAGCCAUUAAAUUGUUGAUGGAGACCUAUAAAAUUUAUAACUAUGGAAUUUCUAAAAUGAAGGCAACCAUUGGACCCAGAAUUAGCAAUCUCCUGGCAGUAACGUACAAGGCAGUCAUGAAGGAAGAGGUCUCCCCAGAUAAACCUCUUUUUGAACAAGCAAUCAAAUUCUGUCAACUUUAUCAUCAACAGAACACACCACAGAGACAGGGCACUGUUCGAUCGAGUAUGGAUAGCAGUCUUUCUGAUUCCUCCUUGUUUUCCCCUGACCGCCUUUUAACGAAUCCUUUUAGACCUUCAGGAACACCCCAAUCUCCAGUAAAAACACCUCAGGCCAUCCUGUCGUCCACACAACAAACAAAAUCUCAACAGUCCCCUACCACUUCAGUGCAAGUGCCUCCUAGUAAACCAGAGGCACCUCAAUCACCAGCCAAGUUACCUCAAACUAGCACUGCAAUGCCAUCCAGCAAACCACAGACAAAUCCAUCAACAUUAAAGUUUUCACAGAUCGUCACUUCUGUACCACCAAAACCCAAACAGCCUAUAGUUCAGUUGACCAAAUUACAAAUGACACCUCAAACUUUUUCAGAGCUUACUAAAGAACCAUCAGUAGAGGAGCCUAAAGUUAAUGCAUCUGCAAUUCUUGGUGGGGUACAGAGCAAAACAAGUGCUAGCUUGUCAGUGGGAUCUAGACAAUUGUCUUCUGGGAUAUCUGCGAUUUCCUUGAUAUCUUCCUUAAUAGAGGAUGGUAUCAACAAAGCUAACAAGCAGAAGACUGAAAAAGCUGGAAGAAGUGAAAGUAUGACUGAUGAACCACCAGCUCCAAUAAGUACUCCUGCUACUCCAAAACUUACCAAAGCAACUUCUCCUAGGCCUUCCUCUGGGAUGUCACGUCCACCUCUUCAUUUGAUACAUCCCAAGAAAAGGGCACUGAUGUCUGAAGAAGUGAUUGAAAUUUUGUCUUCUGAUGAGGAAGAAGAAGCAAUGGAAGUUGCAUCAACAGGCAAGUCAGGGAGUCAAAAGGAAGAUGUGAAAAAGUUGACAGGGGAAAAUGUGGAAAUGGAUGACAAUGCAAAUCAAAGUCAGGCUGAAGAGGAAAAGAAGGAAAUUGAAAGAAAAAACAGUAGUGGUGCUUUAAUGACUGGGAACACUGAAAGUGAAAGUAAAGAUAAUCCAAGUUCUAGUAAAGUAAUGGAGUCAAAGAUGGAGGCAGGCACCGAUUCAGGAAAGGAUGGAAUGUCAGAUGUCAAGGAUGUACCUUAUCUUGAUCCAUCGACAGGAUUGUUUGUGACAGACUCGGACAGUCAGAGCAGUGUAUACGUAGCCAAUCCAGAGAACAUCUCAUUCGAGGAUGAACUGAUGGUAGAGGAUGACUGAAGCCAGUAAUAUUGACCUGUGUGGAUGUUAGACUGACUGUGUGUGGGCUCUGGCUGUGUGUGAACAUGUCAUAUAUUUUCCAGUCUUGCUGUAGGAUAGAGCAUUGAUGGAGAAUGAGCCAAUUUUGGCAGAUGACAAAGUUUGUAGUAUUAUCUGAGUGGAAGACUGAAAGUUAUGGCUGUAUGUGCUGUGGUCAGCUGUUGAAAAAGAGUGAAUGAAAAAAAUGUUUCUGGAGGAUGUUGAGACAAAGGAGAGUAAAAACUUGACAAGUAUAAAUUGAAAGAAAUGUGAGAGGAGUAGAAGUAGGUACACAUGUACUAGUGUAUAUGCUGAAUAUUUCUGAGUGGUUGGUCAUAUGUGUGUAUGUAGAUAAUGCAGAAGCAUUACUUGUAUAAUAAAACAGUACCAGAA
Molecule: messenger RNA, 7635 nt
Organism: Saccostrea echinata
Lineage: Eukaryota; Metazoa; Mollusca; Bivalvia; Ostreida; Ostreidae
Product: calcineurin-binding protein cabin-1-like
Exons: 41
Coding region: 37-7224 (2395 amino acids)
Biological process (GO): chromatin organization
Cellular component (GO): nucleus
Molecular function (GO): protein binding; nucleosome binding
Source: RefSeq, a predicted model, not a curated record